Aplysia californica (California sea hare) is the source of this 941-nucleotide messenger RNA. Its product is annotated as spindle and kinetochore-associated protein 1. NCBI's taxonomy places the organism in Eukaryota, Metazoa, Mollusca, Gastropoda, Aplysiida, Aplysiidae. The record is from RefSeq and is a predicted model, not a curated record. Gene Ontology annotation, biological process: regulation of microtubule polymerization or depolymerization; cell division; mitotic cell cycle. Gene Ontology annotation, cellular component: outer kinetochore; mitotic spindle; spindle microtubule. The transcript has 6 exons. Gene Ontology annotation, molecular function: microtubule binding. Bases 136 to 915 code for a protein of 259 amino acids.
GGCCGAUGCAGUAAAAUCUGGGAAUAGCUUGUCGCGGUGGCUUUCAAAACUUGAAUCAAAACAGAAAACUCACUGUGUGACCAAAAAAAGAGUGAUUUUACUGGCGCAGAGGUAUACCCUGCUGACCGUGUUUCAAUGACUGCCAUGGAGUCUGGGAGUCUUGAGAAGUUUGUGGCUCAUUUCAGCCACAAACUGUCUAUUCUCAAAAAUGCUUUGAUGCUCUCGGAUGCAACUCUUGAUGAGGAAUAUGAAGAGGUGUCUGAGAAUUUGGACAGCACAUUAGACAGCCUACAGUCACUGAUGAAGUCUCUGAGGAGACAGGUUGAACAGCAGAAAAAGCACAUGGAACAUGUAGAGGAUAUUAAAAAUCAAACGGUCGCUCUAUCAGAACAUGUGCGGUAUGCAGUGGACAACAUCCCAACUAAACUUCCAGCAAAGAAAGCAAAGAGUGCAACAGCUCCCAAUGUUUCUGCUCCGCCUUUGAGUCAACAGCCAGAUCAGAUAAUGACCUCUCAAACCUCUGUUCAGAGAUGCACAUACCUGGAAUUUCUCACUGUGGAACAAUUUGAUGCUGUGCCCAAGUACAUGAAAGGUCGCAUGACGUAUGAGAAAGUAAAUUCUGUGAUUGAGAAGCUGGACCACGUGUAUGUUGAAAAGUACAAGAUCCUGAAACAAAAGAAGUUGUCGCUGAAUGAUGUCAACCGGAAGAGAUAUGAGGCUUUCCGACGGCAGGAAACCAAGGACACUCAGGGUGUUGAGUUCGUUGUGGAAAGAGACAUUUCUGACUUCUCCUCACUGAAGAUUGACAACGCUUUGAGAAAAAUACUGACAAUUCUCCGCCACUGCUGUCUGAUAUAUGAGAUAAGGGGAGAAGGUCAUGUGAGAUUUGCAAUUGUAAGAGGCUAUUAUUACUAAUAAACUGUGUUUUGAGGUGCAGCAUU